AUGAAAACGGUCACGACGCCGGUGAUGCGUGACGAACCGCCGCCGACGCCGCCGCCGACGACGACGACGGGCGGUGGGGAGUUUGAUUUGAUUGCUUUGACGAACGAAGGCGAGUUCGCCGAGGCGGCGCGGCGGUUGUUGAAGAGAGGGAAGGCUCGAUCGACGAACGACGGCGCCGAAAAGGAGUCGUUCGGCGGGUUAGGUACGGCAGCGGUCGUAGGCGAUGGACGGUUCACGAAGGAGGCGUUCGAUCGCUUUAGAGACAACGUCAAACGCGAGGCGAGCGCGGAGGCGUCUGCGUCCGAGGAGGACGAGGAAGAGACGUCCGUGGAUGACGCAGCACCGAGAGAAAUCUUGGCAGAGUUUGAUUUGAUUUCUCUCGAGUCAGCACCGAAAGUCGCCGAGUCGACUCCGAGUAUGGAUCCGUUCGCUGGAUUUGGCGACAUCGCCGUGGAGUCUCCAUCGCCACCGCAAAACGCCGACAAUGACGAUGAAUUUGGCGAUUUUGUAUAG
Ostreococcus lucimarinus CCE9901 is the source of this 513-nucleotide messenger RNA. RefSeq lists its product with no specific name. The coding region runs from base 1 to 513 and encodes 170 amino acids. The transcript has a single exon. The record is from RefSeq and is a predicted model, not a curated record. NCBI's taxonomy places the organism in Eukaryota, Viridiplantae, Chlorophyta, Mamiellophyceae, Mamiellales, Bathycoccaceae.